AUUAUCUUCCUUGCGAUCUUUGCUACGAGUCUUCACAACGCCAGAGGAGCAACCAUGGAACCGUGUCUCGAAUCAAUGAAGACUGCUUCGCUUCCUGAUCUUCCGUACGCUUAUGAUGCGCUAGAGCCAGCGAUCAGUGAGGAGAUCAUGCGGCUACACCACCAGAAACACCACCAGACUUAUGUCACUCAGUACAACAAAGCCCUAAACAGCCUUCGCUCUGCCAUGGCCGACGGUGAUCACUCCUCCGUCGUCAAACUCCAAAGCCUCAUCAAGUUCAACGGCGGAGGUCACGUUAACCAUGCAAUCUUCUGGAAAAACCUAGCCCCUGUUCAUGAAGGAGGUGGCAAGCCACCGCACGAUCCUUUGUCUUCGGCGAUUGAUGCUCAUUUCGGAUCCUUAGAGGGAUUGAUCCAAAAGAUGAACGCCGAAGGCGCUGCUGUGCAGGGAUCUGGAUGGGUGUGGUUUGGAUUAGACAGAGAGCUAAAGAGACUUGUCGUUGAGACCACAGCCAAUCAGGACCCAUUGGUGACUAAGGGAUCACACUUAGUUCCUCUAAUCGGGAUUGACGUGUGGGAGCAUGCCUACUAUCCACAGUACAAGAAUGCUAGAGCGGAGUACUUGAAGAACAUAUGGACUGUGAUCAACUGGAAAUAUGCCUCGGACGUAUUCGAGAAGAACACUCGUGAUCUUGAUAUUAACUGAGUUUUGGUACAUGUAAAAAUAUGCAUAUAAUAGAACGAAGCUUUGAAGGUUUGAAGUAGUAAUCAAUACGGAAGUAGCGAAGAUGCAAUAAUAAGUGAUGCUAUGUACUUUGGAAAAUAAUGUUUGGUAAUGUUU
Arabidopsis arenosa is the source of this 840-nucleotide messenger RNA. NCBI's taxonomy places the organism in Eukaryota, Viridiplantae, Streptophyta, Magnoliopsida, Brassicales, Brassicaceae. The record is from the annotation of a GenBank genome assembly.